Molecule: messenger RNA, 213 nt
Organism: Penicillium digitatum Pd1
Lineage: Eukaryota; Fungi; Ascomycota; Eurotiomycetes; Eurotiales; Aspergillaceae
Source: RefSeq, a predicted model, not a curated record
AUGGGCCCUGAGCCAAUUGCAGUAAUUGGUAUGGGUUGCCGCUUUUCUGGACAAGCCUCUUCUAUAGAUGGCUUUUGGGAUAUGCUACUACGAGGACGGACAGGCCACUGCAAGGUCCCUUCGAGCCGAUAUGAGCCAUCGGGCUGGCACCAUCCGAGCCACGAUCGUAAAGGGGCAGUAUGUCAAUACAACGACAAGUAUAUUCGGCGUUGA